This is a messenger RNA of Rhipicephalus sanguineus (brown dog tick), 366 nucleotides long. RefSeq names its product carbohydrate sulfotransferase 14. Bases 1 to 366 code for a protein of 121 amino acids. The record is from RefSeq and is a predicted model, not a curated record. NCBI's taxonomy places the organism in Eukaryota, Metazoa, Arthropoda, Arachnida, Ixodida, Ixodidae. Gene Ontology annotation, molecular function: sulfotransferase activity. Gene Ontology annotation, biological process: carbohydrate biosynthetic process. Gene Ontology annotation, cellular component: membrane. The transcript has 2 exons.
AUGGAAGAGUCUAUUUCUCCGUCCAUUGCGGAUGUGAUCGAGAAGGUGCUUUUCGUGCGGGACCCUUUCGAGCGUCUAGUCUCGGCCUUCGAGCACAAGGCCGGAAAACCCAGGGACCGGGAACGCUUCUUCUACGACGUCUGCUGGGACCGCAUCCUGGCUCGAAACAACGGAAGCAACAACACCAUCACCAACUCGACUCGCGCCAUCACCUUUCCCCAGUUCGUGGACUACUUACUUGGGGUGCUUGUAUCCCAGUGGGACGAGCACUGGGCGCCGUACUACUCCCGUUGCGAGCCGUGUCUCUUCCGGUACAACUUUGUGGGACACCUGGAAAUGGCCGGACAGAACAUGGUGUUGCUGUAG